Messenger RNA from Coffea eugenioides, 1116 nucleotides. Its product is annotated as peptide deformylase 1B, chloroplastic. Gene Ontology annotation, molecular function: peptide deformylase activity. Bases 26 to 883 code for a protein of 285 amino acids. NCBI's taxonomy places the organism in Eukaryota, Viridiplantae, Streptophyta, Magnoliopsida, Gentianales, Rubiaceae. The record is from RefSeq and is a predicted model, not a curated record. Gene Ontology annotation, cellular component: chloroplast; mitochondrion. Gene Ontology annotation, biological process: peptidyl-methionine modification. The transcript is spliced from 6 exons.
CUGGGACGGCGUGCUAGUUUUUGCAAUGGCUGGAGCGACCUGGCUCUACUCUUCCCCAUUUUCUAAAGCUCUACUGUCGAAGCUUCCCGGCACCGCCACCAUUGCUCCCUCCAUUUUCCGCCGUCUCCACCGCUUCACUCCGACAAAUCCCUUCAACUAUUCUUCGACAUCCCCUCAUAAACCUCCCGGAAUGGCAGCAGGUGUUCGUGCUCAGGCCAGAAGAAGCUUCUCUUCUUCUUCCAAAGUAAAAGAGGACGAAUUUGCCUCUGCAGUGGCUGAUUUGCAGUUUGAGGCACCCCUUAAAAUUGUGGAAUAUCCAGACCCGAUAUUGAGAGCAAAAAAUAAAAGGAUCAGUACGUUUGACCAUAACUUGAAGAAGUUAGUAGAUGAGAUGUUCGACAUAAUGUAUAGGACUGAUGGGAUUGGGCUUUCAGCACCCCAGGUGGGAAUUAAUGUUCACCUUAUGGUGUUUAAUCCGGUUGGUGAACGUGGGGAAGGAGAGGAGAUUGUUCUUGUGAAUCCGAAAGUUAGUAGAUAUUCGAGGAAAAUUGGUCCUUAUAAUGAGGGCUGUUUGUCCUUUCCGGCGAUUUAUGCUGAUGUUGAGAGACCGGACUCUGUGACAAUCGAUGCACAGGACAUUAGUGGCAAAAAAUUUGCAUUUAACUUGACGGGACUUCCUGCAAGGGUGUUUCAGCAUGAAUAUGAUCAUCUUCAGGGAAUACUUUUCUUUGAUAGAAUGACAGACGAAGUUCUUGAAAGUAUCAGUGCGGAUUUACAGGCCUUGGAAAAGAAAUAUGAGGGGAGAACUGGAUUGCAAAGCCCUGAAAGAAUAGAUGCUCGAAGAAGAAGGAAGACUGCUAUUGGGUUUGGAAAAUCACGAUAGGCUUGGUAUACUUAGUUAGGUUCACAGAUUUUGUAUUACCAUGUAGCUGAUUUUGGUAUUUUGAUGCCACAAAUUCCCUAUUUUUUGUUUUUCCUUUUUCUUUAGGAAAAUAUAGUGUGCAUUCUGGAUUUAGUUCUGUACCAACCGCACCUUAACAAUAUGUUGUGCAAUUCAGAGAUACCUGUUUGUAUUGUCAACAGAUCGUGUAUAUACUAUUCUUUUGAUUUUCCAUU